GGCUCGGUUGAAAGGGCUUAAAAUGUACUUAGCUUUGAGCACAGAAGUAUUUUUAUUUAUUUAACAUAUAAUUCAUAACAUUGGGCAAUUUCCAUUAUAGUUUACAACAAAUAAUACCUAAGCUCAUAAAAAGUGUUUUAUUCAUAUUUUUUAAUUUAGUGUCUUUUAAAAGCAUUGUUAAACCAGGAUGUCGUGUAGUCUUAGAAGAUUUUAUCAAAAAUUUCAAAUCAGACGUAUAGCUCAAUUGAACUACAGCAAUGCAGCAAAGGAACCAAACAAACGGAUAGAACUACCAAAACGCAAGGAAAACGAUGUUGGUAAACGAGGUCCUAUUACCUGGAAGAACCUUAUGAUAACAGGUGUUUUGGGAUCUGGCAUGAUUGCAUACUUAUUGUAUUUAAAAGAAGAACAAAAUGAAAAACAAAGGCGCGAAAGAAAAAAACAAUUGGGCAAGGCUAAAAUCGGUGGUCCUUUUGAACUAGUUGAUGGAUCGAACAAUAUUGUAAAUAGUGAACAGUUUUUGGGUAAAUGGAUGCUUAUAUAUUUUGGAUUCAGCCAUUGUCCUGAUAUAUGUCCCGAUGAAUUAGAAAAAAUGGCCCUAGUUAUUGACAAUCUUGAAAAGCAAGAAAUGAAUACCGGCAUCCAAGGUAUAUUUAUUACAGUUGAUCCGGAAAGAGACAGUCCUAAAAUUGUAGAAAAGUAUAUUAAAGAAUUUUCUCCAAAAUUCAUUGGUUUAAGUGGAACUUCCGAACAAAUCCAAAAUGUUUGCAAAAAGUACCGAGUAUAUUAUAGUCCAGGAAAAAAAGACUUGGACAAUGAUUACAUAGUCGAUCAUACCAUCAUAAUGUAUUUGGUCAAUCCAGAAGGCGAAUUCAUUGAUUACUUUGGACAAAAUAAAACCGCCGAAGAAAUAGUCGAACAUAUAUUAAUGCACAUGUUUAAGUUCAAACAAGAAAAAGGAUCAUUGCUGACUAAUACUAUGAACAAGAUCAAUGCAUUGACUAACAAAACGAACAUUUUUUAAAAAUCAAUUUUUUUUUUUUUAUAUAUAUAUUAUAAUCCUAGUAUAAUAACAUUAGCUUUUUCUGUAUCCUACAUCUGUCUGUU
Molecule: messenger RNA, 1107 nt
Organism: Adelges cooleyi (spruce gall adelgid)
Lineage: Eukaryota; Metazoa; Arthropoda; Insecta; Hemiptera; Adelgidae
Gene: Scox
Product: protein SCO1 homolog, mitochondrial
Exons: 5
Coding region: 188-1024 (278 amino acids)
Biological process (GO): mitochondrial respiratory chain complex IV assembly; intracellular copper ion homeostasis
Cellular component (GO): mitochondrial inner membrane
Molecular function (GO): copper chaperone activity; copper ion binding
Source: RefSeq, a predicted model, not a curated record